Molecule: messenger RNA, 2156 nt
Organism: Exaiptasia diaphana
Lineage: Eukaryota; Metazoa; Cnidaria; Anthozoa; Actiniaria; Aiptasiidae
Product: zinc finger protein 2 homolog
Exons: 3
Coding region: 336-1742 (468 amino acids)
Biological process (GO): regulation of transcription by RNA polymerase II
Cellular component (GO): chromosome
Molecular function (GO): chromatin insulator sequence binding
Source: RefSeq, a predicted model, not a curated record
GACAAAAAAACAGAAAACACUUUUAGCUAUAUAGUCAGUAAUACAAGCUUAUGAAAAGAUUGCUAAUAUUUAUCUCGUUGUGUUAUUUGCGACGUGAAUUUUUUUCAAGUAGAAUUUCGACUUUUAUUUCUGAUGAUUCGACAAUUUUGGUGAAUCUCUCACCGCGAGACAUAGAUAUUGCGUGUCACAUAAUUAACUAUGAUCAGUUCCAUCGACUAAAAUACUAACUAAUCCAGAGAUAUGCUAUGUGAUAUGAAACAAGGUCCACAAUCUGCUUUAUCUAUACUUGAGAUGUUUGUUUUAACUUUCAGUUGAAGGUAACCGAGAUUUGCACUAUGCCUCGAUCAUUUUUGGUGAAACAGCACGAGGCAAAGACGACUGAUGCAGAACAAGAAGAGGAUCACUCCAUCAAACUAACUCGYCAAGAUCGACCUAUCCCAAGUYUCCCUCCUCCACUUUUAAAAGUGAGCCCGCGAUCAUCAUCCAAGUCAUCAGAGGUUUCCAUGGAAAUUCGACCGGUUCCUAAACUUAUCCCAAGACCCCCAAGAGAGGAUUACCAAGGUACCAGAGGGAAAAGUGAGUUUUACUCGAUGUCACGUCCAUGGACKUGUGCUGAUAGCUAUCAUGAUUACAAAGACUCAAGACACGACUUGCCAUUUAUAUUUCAUCCACAAACCAUCGAUAAGAAAACCUUUCCUUACGCUCCAUACCACGUGAUGUAUCACGAGCCAAUCGURGRCAGAUACCCAAAUGCCUUAUACGGUAAUAUCAGUUGCUAUGGCACCAAAGACAGUGUUUACAAUCACGUGGCUUUAAUGUCCAAGUACUAUAUGCCCGCGAUGUCUGAUAGUGUUGUCAGCAGCUACAGCCAUAAAGAUUCUAACGAUGACAAGAAACGCGACGUAAAAGUGGAACCAACUAAUACAGAAACAGUGACUCCUGACUCUACACAGGGUACCCAGCACAAAGCAAUGAACGAAGCAGCCCAGCCUUCCAGUAYGCAGGGGGAUGGAGAGAGUAAAGCACAGCAGUCAACAGCUAAGAAGUAUAGAUACACAUGUGAUGUUUGCGGCAAGUCGUUCAGUCGAUCCAAUACACUGACAACGCAUAAACGUAUUCACACAGGAGCAAAGCCAUUUCAUUGUGAACAGUGUGGCCGAGCCUUCAGACAACCCGGUAACCUAACACGACAUCGACUUACACACACCGCCAUUAAACCCUACGUGUGCCCGCAAUGUAAUAAGGCCUUCAAUCGUGCGUCCAACCUCCAUACGCACAUGCGCACGCACACUAACUACAAGCCAUUUGUAUGUGAUUUUUGUGGUAAAGGAUUUCAUCAAAAGAUCGACAUGAAGAUUCAUCGUUACACCCACACUGGAGAGAAACCACACAAGUGCACCAAGUGUGGCCGAGGGUUUAAACAACUAACACAUCUAACAUACCAUAUGAGAACACACUCAGACGAAAGGCUCUAUAAAUGCGAAUACUGCGGAAAGGGCUUCAAUCAGAAGGGGAAUUUGCAGGCCCACAUAUAUGGGCAUACAGGAGAACGUCCCUUCAAGUGUGACAUCUGCGGCAAGGGWUUUACAUUGGCAUCUACUCUGAAUACUCACAAACGAACCCAUGCCACAAAGAAACCAUUUAACUGUCAGUUCUGUGAUAAAGCGUUCUACCAGAAAAACGCAUUGAAAACGCAUUACAUUGCAUCUCAUCCGUUUGCCAAUGGUGUCAGUCUUCUAUGAAGCAAAGCUGUAGAACUGUACGUUAUCUACAAGAGAUUCGAUGUCUUGAACGAGUAGUAAAAGAAUGCUGUCUUGGCCGCAUMUAUCAAGAACUKUUGGUUCUGUCAUCUAACGUUCCAAGAUCUUUAAAGGGUUUUAUUGAGGUAAAGACCCACACACAACGCCAUGAAAUCAGCAUGUCCCCGCCUUCUUGCAAAGCAAAGCUUAUAUAAGAUACAUUUUAUUUAAAGAACCACUAAAGAUUUAAUUUGGUAAAAAAMCUUAAACUAACUAUUAUAUCGAGAUAAAGCUAGUGACGAUUGUAAUGUAUAUCACACCUAAAGGGCGAUUAGUUGCGCAACAAUGCCAAAUAAAGGUUGUCAAUUUGAURAAGAAAUGUUAAAAAUAAAUGUACACGUUUUAAACGAGUCAAAA